AUGGCGGAGGAGACCCGGGUCAUCUACCACCUGGACGAGCAGGAGACCCCCUACCUGAUCCGGAUCAACGUGCCCGCGCAGCGCGUCACCCUGGCCGACUUCAAGCAGGUCGUGAACAAACCGAACGUGAAAUUCUUCUUCAAGUCGGUGGACGACGACUUCGGGGUGGUGAAAGAGGAGAUCAGUGAUGACGAUGCCAGGCUGCCCUUUGUGAACGGACGAGUCGUGUGUUGGCUCGUGUCGUCAGACUGUCAGCCAGAUUUCAGGGGCUCGGAUCUCCAGUCUAUAGCCACGCCCACCUGCUUGGCCCCGCCCCCCAUAGAGAGGACAGGUGGGAUCGGGGACUCCAGACCGCCGUCCUUCCAUGCUACUGCCGUCGGCCAUGAUGACCUGCAGGGGUCAGAGGUCAGACCUGCUGUUUCACCUGCAGAGAGGCUGCAGAGGAAAGACCUGGGCGAGAAAGGUGGACGUCUGAACGGACACGCCCACCAACCAACAGAUAAGAAAGGGGCGGGGCCAACAGGUGGAGGUGACAGCUCGUCAACACAACAGAGCAGCGAGUUGGAGACGACGAGUUUCUGUUCAUCUGAAGAAGACUCGGGAGGAAGGUUCAGCCAAUCGACAGGGCAGAGCAGCUCCUCGCCGCGACUCAUCAGGCGACAACGCCGCCGCCACCGGAAACCCAAAACGCCGCGGAUGGAGCGGUCCUGGUCAACCACAUCCUUGAUUGGAAUGAUGGUUUCACUUCAUAUAUUCCCUGUUCUGAGUUCUGUCUGUCUGUCUGUCUGUCUGUCAGAGAGGUAUAACUUCCUGGGGAUCAGUAUCGUCGGUCAGAGUAACGACAGAGGAGAUGGAGGGAUUUAUAUCGGCUCCAUCAUGAAGGGAGGAGCGGUGGCAGCAGACGGUCGCAUCGAGCCGGGAGACAUGCUGCUGCAGGUGAACGACAUCAACUUUGAGAACAUGAGUAACGACGACGCUGUUCGAGUCCUGAGAGAGGUCGUCCACCAGCCAGGUCCGGUGACGCUGACGGUGGCCAAGUGUUGGGAUCCGAACCCGCGAGGCUGUUUCACGCUACCCAGAAGUGAGCCGGUGCGGCCCAUCGACCCGGCCGCCUGGGUGUCCCACACCGCCGCCAUGACGGGGAGGCUCCUCCCACACUACGGUAUGACUCCCAUCAGCCACUGCAGCAGUUCUCCAGGUGUGCACGAAGAAAACCAUCUCACCAUCCACAGCGACAUGACGGUGAUCGUCAAGGCGAUGGCCAAUCCGGAGUCGGGCCUGGAGGUGCGGGACAGGAUGUGGCUGAAGAUCACCAUCCCCAACGCCUUCAUCGGUUCAGACGUGGUCGACUGGCUGCACCGCAGCGUCGAAGGCUUCACCGACCGUCGUGAAGCUCGCAAGUACGCCGGCAACCUGCUGAAGGCCGGAUUCAUCCGACACACCGUCAACAAGGUCACCUUCUCCGAGCAGUGCUACUACGUGUUCGGAGACCUCUGUGGAGACCAAAACCACCACACCCUGGACCAUGUCCAUGACAAUCUAGAGCAGGUCCACCACAUUCUAGACCACCUCUUCUACAUAAUAGACCAGGUUCACCACAUCCUAGAUCAGUCCAUCACACAGAGGUAUAACUUCCUGGGGAUCAGUAUCGUCGGUCAGAGUAACGACAGAGGAGAUGGAGGGAUUUAUAUCGGCUCCAUCAUGAAGGGAGGAGCGGUGGCAGCAGACGGUCGCAUCGAGCCGGGAGACAUGCUGCUGCAGGUGAACGACAUCAACUUUGAGAACAUGAGUAACGACGACGCUGUUCGAGUCCUGAGAGAGGUCGUCCACCAGCCAGGUCCGGUGACGCUGACGGUGGCCAAGUGUUGGGAUCCGAACCCGCGAGGCUGUUUCACGCUACCCAGAAGUGAGCCGGUGCGGCCCAUCGACCCGGCCGCCUGGGUGUCCCACACCGCCGCCAUGACGGGGAGGCUCCUCCCACACUACGGUGUGCACGAAGAAAACCAUCUCACCAUCCACAGCGACAUGACGGUGAUCGUCAAGGCGAUGGCCAAUCCGGAGUCGGGCCUGGAGGUGCGGGACAGGAUGUGGCUGAAGAUCACCAUCCCCAACGCCUUCAUCGGUUCAGACGUGGUCGACUGGCUGCACCGCAGCGUCGAAGGCUUCACCGACCGUCGUGAAGCUCGCAAGUACGCCGGCAACCUGCUGAAGGCCGGAUUCAUCCGACACACCGUCAACAAGGUCACCUUCUCCGAGCAGUGCUACUACGUGUUCGGAGACCUCUGUGGAGAUAUGGGGGUGUUGUCUCUGCUGGACCACGAUGCAGCGUCCAGUCGGGCAGGAGGGUCCGACUGCGACCCGCCGGCGCCGGCCUUCCCCUACCAGUACCCCAUCCCUCACCCCUACAGCUCGCCUCACCCCCUGCAGCAGCUGCCGGCCUGGGGGGGAGGAGGAGGAAGUCAGCACAGUGAAGGAAGUCGCAGCAGUGGAUCGAACUGCAGCGACGACCAGAAGGAGGCCGGAGGUGAAGGAGGAGGGAAAGGCAGCGAGUCCGACCCUCCCAAACGAGAAGCAAGCGCAUCACCUGACCAGCAGCCGGCGGCCGAGUCCCCCAGCGACGGCAGCGCCCGGCGGUCGCCCGCCUCCGUCUCUGGUCUCCAUGGCAACGACGACGUCCCGCCUCCGUCUCGAGGUCAGCGCCGCGAAAUCGCCACCUCCCGACAGUCCUUCCGCCUGGCCAUGGGAAACCCCAGCGACUUCUUCGUGGACGUCAUGUGA
Messenger RNA from Stegastes partitus (bicolor damselfish), 2778 nucleotides. It is a transcript of the gene dvl3b, whose product is annotated as dishevelled segment polarity protein 3b. The record is from RefSeq and is a predicted model, not a curated record. Gene Ontology annotation, molecular function: frizzled binding. The transcript has 22 exons. Bases 1 to 2778 code for a protein of 925 amino acids. NCBI's taxonomy places the organism in Eukaryota, Metazoa, Chordata, Actinopteri, Pomacentridae. Gene Ontology annotation, biological process: canonical Wnt signaling pathway; intracellular signal transduction. Gene Ontology annotation, cellular component: cytosol.